AGAUUCUGACUUUUUAGCAAAGAAAUGGUGAUGGAGAAGCCCAGUCCCCUGCUGGUAGGGCGGGAGUUUGUGAGACAAUAUUACACACUUCUCAAUAAGGCACCAGACUUUCUGCACAGAUUCUAUGGACGAAACUCAUCCUAUGUCCAUGGUGGACUGGAUUCGAAUGGAAAGCUUUCAGAGGCAGUCUAUGGGCAAGCUGAGAUACAUAAGAAGGUAAUGUCCCUGCAAUUCAGUGAGUGCCACACAAAAAUCCGGCAUGUGGAUGCCCAUGCCACUCUGAGUGAUGGUGUGGUUGUCCAGGUGAUGGGAGAACUUUCCAAUAAUGGGCAGCCCAUGAGGAAGUUCCUACAGACAUUUGUACUGGCUCCAGAGGGUUCUGUGGCCAAUAAGUUUUAUGUUCACAACGACAUCUUCCGAUAUGAAGAUGAGGUCUUUGGUGACUCUGAGGCGGAGCUUGAUGAAGAGUCCGAAGAAGAAACUGAUGAGCCAGAAGACAGGCAACCAUCACCCGAACCCCUCCAGGACAGCCCCAGUAAUGCAAACUGCUAUGAACCCCAUCCUGUGAGCUAUAACAAUGGCGUGGAAGAAGCUCAUGAGGAAGCAGUUAUGGAACUAGAGCCUGAGGUUGCCCCAGAACCCAAGAUCGAGGAGCUGAAGCUCAAGGCAGAGGAGAAGGUCGUAGAGGAGUUUGAGGAGAAGGCACCGUCUCCUGUUCCUAUGGAAUUGCCACCUAACAUACAAGAACCACCCAAAACUUCAUCUUGGGCUUCUGUGACCAGCAAAAAUUUGCCUCUUGCUGGGACUAUUCCAUCCUCUGGAGCUCAACCACAUGUUGUUAAAGCACCAAACUCCCAGCCCAGAGUUGAGACCAAGCCGGAGGUGUCAUCAGCUUCAAUCCGUCCACGUGACCAGCGUAUCCGCGACAGACCUUCAGUAACCUCCAGAGGGCCUAGAUCUGAUGGUGUCUCUUCUUCUGACUCUCAAACUGGAAAGCCACAUUUCAGCUUUGUGAAUAAAGGAAGGGGAGAUGAGUCAAGUGAAAUGGACAGCAGAAGGGUUGUCAGGUAUCCAGACAGUCAUCAGCUGUUUGUUGGAAAUCUCCCUCAUGACAUUGAUGAGAGUGAACUCAAAGACUUCUUCAUGACAUUUGGAAAUGUUGUUGAGCUGCGAAUCAACACCAAAGGCACUGGAGGAAAGAUCCCCAACUUUGGCUUUGUUGUCUUUGAUGAUUCUGAGCCGGUGCAAAGAAUUUUAGGAGUUAAACCGAUCAUGUUCCGUGGUGAGGUACGUCUGAACGUGGAGGAGAAAAAGACGAGGGCAAUGCGUGAGCGGGAAACUCGUAGUGGAGGUGGAGAAGACCGACGGGACGCAAGGCGUAGUGACCGUGGUCCAGGCGGGCCGCGUGGCAUUCCCGGAAGCAGCAUGAUGCGAGACCGUGACGGCAGAGGCCCACCUUCACGUGUUUCCACCGUACCUAAACCAGGCAUGGCCUCUGGGAGGGGCGCAGGUUCUAGUGAGGGUCGUUUUACUGCUCAGAGGCGUUGAGAGGAGCUCCCCUUGUAGUUUGGAAGUAGUAAAAUGUUCAUGUAUGAUGAUAUUGAGAAGUCUAUGUAAAAACAUACAUCUGUUUUUUUUUUGUGCGUGUGUAUUUUACUGAGUUUUACUCCUUGUGUACACUUGCAUUUUUGCCUUUGGAAUGUCAGCUGUUUCUUGUGAAACAGUUCAACAACUUGAACAAUGUAAUGACUCAAAACACACUGUUCACUUUCAAUUGGAAUUGUGCUGCAAGUCCUCUGGUUUGUCAUUUAUCAAGUGGUAACAAUUACAAACUUAGUAGGGAAACAAAUCAGUUAGGUAUAUUUAGUGCUGAUAGAAGUCUAAUUUCUGCUCUGUGAUGUUUCUUUGACAUUUCGUAUUAGAUUACCUUCCAGUUGCUGUUGGUGUAAAAUGUGCACUGAAAGGUGGGCUUUAAAAAUAAAAUACAUAUUUAGGUAAUUCCUCUAAUCAGCUCAUUAAUAAGCUAAAGACUACCUGUAGUCAUAACUGAGCUAACAAUAUUUCAUUUAAUGGUAAUGACUUGUAUGGGAAGGAAAGGUAAAGUACAAGACAUUGAGAGUGGAGACAAGAUAUGUCCUCUCCAGUUCUGUUUCUGUACUAUUUUUGUUUUUAUUUUUAAUGUACAGAUUUGACAACAUUUUUCUUUCUGGGUCUGCCUGAAUAAGUGAAUGGAGCAUUAAUGGAAGCAUUUGUAAAGUGGAAAGGUACCAUGAUUUUUGUGUAAAGGCAUUUUGGAUUGAUGCCGAAUGUUUUUUUUUCUAAGGCAGAGUCAUUUUAUUACAUUUUUCUUUUUUAGUUUUUAUAAUCCUAAUCUCAUUUUGUGAUGUGAGUUUCAUUUUACAUCCAAACAGUUGUUCUUGUUCUUUUUAAAUUAAAGCAUAACAGUAUUUAUACAGGGUACAGAGAAACUUUGCUGGUGCAUUUUUGACUUUCCCAAAUGGACUAGUUUUGCAUUCUACAUUUUUUAAAAAUUAAAUGUUUUUUUUUUUUUUAAUAGCACUGAUUAGAAAAAGUGUUCGUCAAUUUUCCCCCAGACACACAAGGCUUCAUUAAGCCUCCCCCCAAGAACUGUUGGUCUUUUUAGAAUUUUUGCCUUAUUGGGGGAAGCAGAAUUUUCUGCUGUUUAUUUAUUUUUUCAUUAUUAUUAUUUUUCGUGUAUAUCUGUUUAAUUGAUAUCCACACCCUUUUUCCAUUUUCAUGAUGAGUGUUCUUUACGAAUGGAAGGAAGCAUAAGUACAGUGGGGUAGACACUGUUUUCAUUGUGCAGUGUUACUCAGUCUACAAUUUGCACUGAUUUUGUAAGUACAGUUUGAUGUAGCGCUAUUUUUUAUGUUUCAUGUCUUCCAUGUCAGGUAGAUUGCACUAAUUGCAGUAUUUCUAGGACAAUCUUCAUCAGGGACAUUGCAUUUCUUUUUUUAUUUGUUCAUUUUUUGAGACGGCUUGUUCUCUGUAAAAAGACAUUUUGGUUGCAGAUACAUUUACUUUUGGAAGAUUUUGGAAGAAAAUAUGCCUACAGUCCUGCCUAGAGACUUCUUUCCCCAUCAACUCUACCUAGUUCUUACAUGUUCUGAGUUUGGGACCUGGAACAUUUUAAUUACUGUGUAAAUAAAUGCCACAAUGGCCUUUCUUUUUAGAUGUAAAGUACUUCAGUCAGCCAAAUACUUUGAACGUUUGGAUUACAUGAGAGAAA
Sinocyclocheilus grahami is the source of this 3250-nucleotide messenger RNA. It is a transcript of the gene g3bp2a, whose product is annotated as G3BP stress granule assembly factor 2a. The transcript is spliced from 12 exons. The record is from RefSeq and is a predicted model, not a curated record. Lineage: Eukaryota; Metazoa; Chordata; Actinopteri; Cypriniformes; Cyprinidae. The coding region runs from base 25 to 1548 and encodes 507 amino acids. Gene Ontology annotation, cellular component: ribonucleoprotein complex; cytosol. Gene Ontology annotation, molecular function: mRNA binding.